Columba livia (rock pigeon) is the source of this 2273-nucleotide messenger RNA. Its product is annotated as ral guanine nucleotide dissociation stimulator-like 1. NCBI's taxonomy places the organism in Eukaryota, Metazoa, Chordata, Aves, Columbiformes, Columbidae. Gene Ontology annotation, cellular component: plasma membrane. The transcript has 14 exons. Bases 1 to 1896 code for a protein of 631 amino acids. Gene Ontology annotation, molecular function: guanyl-nucleotide exchange factor activity. The record is from RefSeq and is a predicted model, not a curated record. Gene Ontology annotation, biological process: positive regulation of GTPase activity; Ras protein signal transduction.
AUGGAAGAGCAAACAAAAAUAAGACCUGACUUAGAAGAAGAGGAAUUGUCAGAAGGAGAAAAAUUGUUUGUAGAUGGCUCCUCUGGAGUCAUUGAAGGGAAACGUAAAUCAGGAUACGGGGCUCGGAGCUUCCCCUUUCGGAACCUGUGUGCUUGGAGAUGUUGGAGAAGACCAAGGAGGAGGACACCCAGGAGGAAGAGACAUGAGGAAGAUGUGGAGUCUCUGCACAGCCUUGAGGAGACUGUGCCCAAGGCAACCAAGGAAGAUGUGGAGACUCCAGAGCGCGUUGAGGAGAGUCCAGAGCACAUUGACGAGACUGUAAGCAAGACCAGAGAGGAAGAUGCGGAGGCUCCAGAGCACAUUGACCAGACUACAAGCAAGAUUAGAGAGGAAGACACAGAGAGUCAAGAGCUCAUUGAGAACACUCCAAGCAAGAUAACGGAGGAAGACAUGGAGACUCAAGAGCACAUUGAGAACAGCCUAAGCAAUAUAACAGAGGAAGACACCGAGACUGCAGAGUGCACAGAGGAGUCUCCAAGCAAGCCAGCUGAAGAAGACAUGGAGACUCCACAGAGCCUGGAAGAGAAUGUGAGGAAACAACCUGGGGAAGAUGUGGAGGUUCCACAGAGCGUUCAAGAGAGCACAACUGAGGAUGGAGCUGAAGACGCACAAGAAGGAGCUGUUGACUGUGACACCCUGAGAAGAGCGCAGAUCCAGCAGACUGAGGGUGAAGGAGCAAGAUGGCUCGGGGCUGAAGGAGACCAGUUACCUGCAGAACACGCUGUCAGCCUGGACGAGACGUGCAAAAGCAGGGCCCUGAAAGCUGCAACUUUGGAAAAGCUGGUGGAGACGCUUCCAAUGGCAUUUGCGGAUAAUGACUUUACAUACAUCAACACCUUCCUCUCAACGUACAGGGCCUUUGCUUCCACCAGCACAGUCCUGGAGCUGCUCCUGGACAGAUACGGAAACCUGGAGAUCUCGGGCUCUGAAGAGCGUGGAAGCCAGAAUUCCCCCGGAUCCAGCACAGUGCUCAGGACUGCGAUCGCAUCGAUUUUACAAGCCUGGCUCGACCAAUGUGCCGAGGAUUUCCAAGAGCCGCCCGACCACGUGUGUCUGCUGAAGGUGCUGAGUUACCUGAAGAAGAACAUGCCCGGCUCUGACCCGGAGAAGAGGGCGCAGAACCUCCUGGAGCAGUUCCAGAAAGAAGAACUGGAGAAUGAUGACGCGUUCCACAGCCUUUCUCCCUGCAACCUGGAUGAGGAAGAGGAACUGGAGAUCAGCGGUGCACAAGAAUUCUCAUUGUUCCAAGAAGAGCUGGUGGCAGAACAGCUGACGUACAUGGACGCGACACUCUUCAAGAACGUUGUGCCCCACCACUGCCUGGGCUGCAUCUGGUCCCGCAGGGACAAGCAAGAGAACAAACACCUGGCACAGAGCAUCAGAGCCACCAUCUCGCAGUUCAACGCCGUCACCAACUGCGUGGUCAGCACCGUCCUGGACAGCAGAGAAUUAAAGACACGGCAACGAGCGAAGACCUUGGAGAAGUGGAUCCGUAUCGCACGUCAAUGUAGGAUCCUGAACAACUUUUCGUCUUUGAAGGCCAUUGUUUCCGCACUGCAGUCCACCUCCGUUUAUCGCCUGAAGAAGACCUGGGCCUGCGUUCCAAAGGACACAAUGCUGAUGUUCGAGGAGCUCUCAGAAAUCUUCUCCGACUGUGACAACUUUGCGACGAGCAGGGAGCUGCUGAUGAAGGGAGUCACCCAAGGCACGGUACCUUACCUGGGUACCUUCCUCACAGACCUCGUCAUGCUGGACACAGCCCUUCAGGACUAUCUCGAGGGCGGCCUGAUCAACUUUGAGAAGCGGCGAAGGUUUCCGGCUUUCACGCGAAAUUGAAGGAGCUGCUGACAAGAGUGUCGCAUCGGCCAAAGCUCAGAAGAGCGUGGUGAAGAGAUUCAGCCUGCCGUUCCUGGGCUUGGGGGUGAGCGCCCACAGCACAGCCGUCAACGCGCAGCCCAAACCUGCUCCAGGUGGGAGCUCUGGGGACAGCACCGUCACCAUCGUCCCUCCCACCGACACUGCCGAGGAGCCUCAGCACAAGGUAGGGCCUGGGCCCUGUGUUCAGCACAGACAGCCUGUGCGAGGCUGCUGACGCUGCCGGCGGCCCCAGGCGCUUGCCCAAGCCUGUGGGUCUUGACUAGAGCGUUGCUUGCGGUGGAAUGGAGGGCCCUGAGCUCUGGGAAAGGCAGUUGUGGGGGGAAAGCUCAUCUGCA